Molecule: messenger RNA, 1462 nt
Organism: Capsicum annuum
Lineage: Eukaryota; Viridiplantae; Streptophyta; Magnoliopsida; Solanales; Solanaceae
Exons: 4
Coding region: 371-880 (169 amino acids)
Source: RefSeq, a predicted model, not a curated record
GGAAACUAUCACAAAACUUCGUUAAAAAAUAUAUAUUUAUUUUUAUUUUUCUCUCUUAUAAUAUCCUUAAAUUUGAAAAUAAAGGACCCCUUUUUGAAUUAGAAGUAAAAUUCAGCUCUGAUCAAUUAUAAUUUGAGUUCGUUAAGGUAAAUAUAUUGGUCUAAGUAUUUUUCAUAUUUAUUAAGAAUUCUGGGUUUUCUUGUUUUCUGCAGCUGAAUAUUUUUUGGAUCAAUUAAGGAAGUUUGUAGUUGAAGAAAAUUUAAGGAAUAAACAACCUGUAUAGUACAUUCAAUUGUCAUCAGGCUCCAAAAUCCAAGAUUCAUUGUAUCUGCUAAAAGUUUUGUUAGUAAAUUACUUGAUUUACUGAGAUAUGGCUUUGGCCUUUACCCCUUUGUCAUGGUGGCUUUGGAGUGGGAAGCAUCAAGAACCUAAAAUCUCGAAAGGGACUUCUGUAAAUUCAUCGCCUGAUUCAGGAUUGUUAGAAUUGGAUAUUUUGAAGUUAACCCUUGAUAGGAGAAGGAAUAUGGCCUCCUCAUCUAGAAAGGUUAAGCGAAAAGAGCGCAAGAUUGAUAGGGAGUAUGAUAUUGUUCUUGUGCCAUCUGAUGGUGGAUGUGUUUCAGGGUCUGAGUCUGAUGAUUCGGACUGGUCUGUUGGAUGGUUGGAGCCUCAUGGCCCUGGGUUCCAGAGUGAUGAUGAUAGGGAUGAUAGUUUUGCUGUACUAGUUCCUUGCUAUGGACGUGGGCGCGCAAAUGUGGAAGAUAAUGCACAAGACAAGUUUAUGCACACCAUUGGAAACUUCAGGGAUAUACAUGCUUCCGAUCUCAUGCAAGCUCAGGAUGUUAUGUUGCCGAAUGCUCCUUUCAUUCAGUAUGGUGACUGAAUGAGAGAAUAAGAAGUAUAUGGAACAGUGGCUCUCAUCUUUGCGGUAUAGCUGACAUGCUGCUGUAGCUCCAGCUGAUUUGAUCUCUUUUCCGUUGCCUCUCCAGAUUCUUUAUUGCGGUGGAUCAAAUACUAAGCUGUUUUUUGUUACCUAUUACAAGCCUAAAUAUGGACUUAGGAGUAAAUUAAAAGUUAACUGUAUAAAAAUAAAAAAUUGUUUCGGAACUCCUCGGUACCUUGUGUCUUCAUUUUUUCAGAAUUAUUGGAAGUAACCUCUACUUUGGAUUUUGAAAUUUGGUGUAAAUUUGACAGUCAAACUGUCUGGAGGAAGGAGAAGAGAAGAAGGAUGCUUAAGAAGCAUGGUUGUGAUUGUGCUUGUAAUAUUCUUUGAUGUAAAUAUCUGUAAAUAGGUUCAUCAGUUGUAAAUAUGUCUUUCUGGGUUGUGAUUGUGCUUGUAAUAUUCUUUGAUGUAAAUAUCUGUAAAUAGGUUCAUCAGUUGUAAAUAUGUCUUUCUGGGAAUAAAUUGGAUACUUAUGAUGUUAUUGGUAAGUAUAAUGGCAUUGUGAAUAUGCGGUUUCAUCCA